This is a messenger RNA of Solea senegalensis (Senegalese sole), 1963 nucleotides long. RefSeq names its product tubulin alpha 5 (gene tuba5). The transcript is spliced from 5 exons. The record is from RefSeq and is a predicted model, not a curated record. Gene Ontology annotation, biological process: mitotic cell cycle; microtubule cytoskeleton organization. Gene Ontology annotation, molecular function: GTP binding; structural constituent of cytoskeleton. Gene Ontology annotation, cellular component: cytoplasm; microtubule. Lineage: Eukaryota; Metazoa; Chordata; Actinopteri; Pleuronectiformes; Soleidae. The coding region runs from base 197 to 1552 and encodes 451 amino acids.
CGUCGCUGUGAGACGACGCAGCAGUCAGUGACCAAACCUGUGUGCAGGUAUAAAAGCAGCACCAGCAGCAGCAGGGACAGACAGACGGAGCAGAGCUGUGUUGACAGAGACGAGACACUUGACUUGUUUCCUGGGACACAGGUGGGAUCUGUCUGGAACGUCCACUGUUCUCUACUCUAUCAUCUGCAUCAGCAACAUGAGAGAGUGCAUCUCCAUCCACGUGGGCCAGGCAGGAGUGCAGACAGGAAACGCCUGCUGGGAGCUCUUCUGCCUGGAGCACGGCAUCGCUCCCGACGGCACCUUCCCGGACGGCCAUGCACAACCAAACUCACGUGAAGAUCCAUUCAGCACUUUCUUCAGCACUGGGAGUCGAGGGCGUCACAGUCCACGAGCGUUAUACGUGGAUCUGGAGCCCACGGUGGUCGAUGAAGUGAGGGUCGGUAAAUACAGAGAUCUCUUCCACCCCGAGCAGCUGAUCUCUGGAAAGGAGGACGCAGCCAACAACUACGCUCGUGGCCAUUACACUGUCGGCAAAGACAUCAUUGAUGACGUCAUGGAGCGCAUCCGUAAAAUGACGGACCAGUGCUCUGGCCUGCAGGGUUUCCUCAUCUUCCACAGCUUUGGAGGUGGCACCGGCUCUGGCUUCACCUCACUGUUGAUGGAGCGUCUGUCAGUCGACUACGGCAAGAAAUCCAAGCUGGAGUUUGCCGUGUACCCUGCUCCUCACGUGUCCACAGCUGUGGUGGAGCCGUACAACGCCAUCCUCACCACCCACACCACCUUAGAACAGUCCGACUGCGCCUUCAUGGUGGACAACGAGGCCAUCUACGACAUAUGUCGCCGCAACAUGGAAAUCGAGAGCCCGAGUUACGUCAACCUCAACAGGUUGGUCGGUCAGAUCGUCUCCUCCAUCACCGCCUCGCUUCGUUUCGAAGGUGCCCUAAAUGUGGACCUGAUGGAGUUCCAGACAAACCUGGUGCCCUUUCCACGCAUCCACUUCCCGCUGGUCACUUACUCGCCCAUCAUCUCGGCAGAGAAGGCCUACCACGAACAGCUGACUGUGUCCGAGAUCACCAGUGCCUGCUUUGAGCCAAGCAACCAAAUGGUCAAGUGUGAUCCUCGCGGCGGGAAGUACAUGGCGUGCUGCAUGCUGUACCGAGGUGACGUCGUCCCCAAGGACGUGAACAGCGCCAUCGCAAGUGUGAAAACCAGACGCUCCGUCCAGUUUGUCGACUGGUGUCCCACUGGUUUCAAGGUAGGAAUCAACUUCCAGCCCCCAACUGCAGUUCCUGGCGGAGACCUGGCCAAAGUCCAGAGAGCCGUGUGUAUGCUGAGCAACACCACUGCCAUCGCAGAGGCCUGGUCUCGCCUUGACCACAAGUUUGACCUCAUGUACGCAAAACGCGCCUUUGUCCACUGGUACGUGGGUGAAGGCAUGGAGGAGGGGGAGUUUGCAGAGGCCAGAGAGGAUCUGGCCUGUCUGGAGAAGGAUUACAUGGAGCUGGGUCAAACAGGUGCCGACUCUGAGAAUGAUGACGACGAGGAAUACUGAGCUCUGGUGAUUUUUUUUUUUAUCCUGUACUGACAGUAUUAUAAGUUAGAAUGAUCUGUUAGGAUCUGCAUAAAAUGCAUCUCCUCCUGUUUCCUCUUCCUCUUUCCCCUCCUGUUCUUUGGCUGUCUGUCUGUCUUUCCCAUCUGCAUGAGUGGGUGUAUCUGCUUGUCUUGUUCCCUGCAGGCUGGCCGGAGAAACCCUGUUACCUGGUUUCCCUCCAGCUCACCUGCUGCAGAUUAAUCUGCAGACGAAGUAGUAAUCAAGGAUAGUCAUCAGAGCCUCAACCUGGCGACCCUCCAACCAGCUGACACCCUGACGGGCCUUUCAGCUGUGAGCCCCUUGAACCAGACCUGUCCGGGGGAGCUGUAGCAUUGUACUGUUCUUUUUUUUUGGUAGAAAUGCAUCCUAUUC